AUGUCUGAACCCUCCAUCAAGCUCAAAUCAGCUAAGGAUACACUUGUUUCGUCUUUGUUUGAGCUCUCAAAGGCCGCGAAUCAAACAGCAGGUUCCAUUAUCGACUUUUACAAUGCAAUCGGUGAUGAUGAAGAAGAGAAACUGGAAGCUUUCACCACCUUAACGGAGGCGCUGCAAAAAUUAACUUCUGCCAGUAAUCAAAUCCAUGCUGUAAGCUCGGACUUGAUCAAUCCUCUUGACGAUGAUAAGGACACACUUGUAAACAGUCCUCCUACGAAGCAAGCGCAGCCAAAGAAGAAACAAGAGAGGGACCCAAACGCUCCAAAAAAGCCUCUGACUGUGUUUUUUGCCUACUCAGCGUAUGUUCGCCAAGCACUUCGCGAAGAUAGACAAAAAGCUGGAUUACCCCCGCUAUCCUCAACUGAGAUAACUCAGGAAAUCUCGAAGAAAUGGAAAGAAUUGGGUGAUUCUGAGAAAGAUAAAUGGAAGCAAGCCUAUCAUGCUGAAUUGGAGAAUUAUCAGAAAGAAAAACAGAAGUACUUGGAAGCAAAGAAAAAUGGUACUUUUACAGUCCAAGAUGGCCCAAAUUCUGCCCCUGUUCCCAUUCCUGAGUACUUGCAAGGCGGAAUAGAGGAUGAAGAUGAAUUCCAAUCUCGUAAAGAAAAGAGAGCUCAUGAAGAGGAUGGAUCAACAGGUUCCUCGGAAAAGAAAAAGAAGAAAAAAAAGAAGGAUAAGAAGAAGGAGAAGCACGGUAAUGUGUGA
Messenger RNA from Lachancea fermentati, 762 nucleotides. The record is from the annotation of a GenBank genome assembly. Lineage: Eukaryota; Fungi; Ascomycota; Saccharomycetes; Saccharomycetales; Saccharomycetaceae.